AAUACACACAGGGGAACACGAAAAAAACCCGCGACGAACAAAACAACAACAAUGUUGUGCAACUCCGGCUAAAUUUGCAGUGCUUUAUAACUGUUAUGAAAACGUCUCUCUCUCUCUCUCUCUUACCAACACAACUUUGUCCGUGUCCCGCACCCACCAACGAUAUCAUCAUCAUCAGUGCAGCGCAGUUCCUUGGGCAGCAUCACAGUGCCGGACAAAAGUAUAGCAGCACACAGUAAAUAUGGUCACACCACAAUCGCCCACUCCAAUGUUCAACGGCCUGGACGAUGAUCUCUAUAACGAUGCGAAGUUUGCGCACGAAAUCAACGACAAGAUGCGAGUGCCCAAGCGCAUUAAGGCCACAGGCGAGUUUUCUGACGAAGAUCAUUUGCUGUCGAAUCAAAAUGGUUUGAUGAACUCGUGGAAUUAUCAUGAUAAAAUUGAUAUGAAUGUGCCGGAUCGCAUUGUGGUGCUGGGACACAAUCAGCAUCUGGAGACGCGCUCGGCACCGCGUGAAAUACAGCUGGAGAACUCGAUAUUGCCCAAGAAUCCAUCGAUGGGUUUUAUGCGCGUUCAGACGCCACCACGCGUCAUUACAUUAACGGAUCAUCAUUUUCCAUCGGCUUCCGAGGAUAGCACGCCACUGCAUCCCAAUGGCAAUCUGUAUCGCCAUGAUGACGACGAUGAGGAUGAUGAGCAGAAUGCCACACAAUAUGUGCGAUCCAAUGGCAACAUUCGCAUGGGUUUCCACAAUGGCAACGAUGCCAACUCGGUGGAAUCCGAUUCACAGCUGACCACGGGCAGCGCGAGCAAGCGCUCACAGCUUUUGCAGCAGCAGCAGAGCAAUCUGGAUGGCUCGAUGUUGGCCCAUCGUGAGGGCACGCCCAUGGGCGAGCUGACGCCCCAUGAGGAGAUCCUGUAUCUGCGUCGUCAACUGGCCAAACUUAAUCGUCGUGUGCUCAACAUUGAGAUCAACAACGAGCAACGGAUGCAGCGCGAGAAGAUCGUCUAUUGCCUGGGACUAGCGUACUUUGUGUUGAAGACCAUCUUUUGGCUGAAUCGCAGCAACUAGAGCCAAAAAGCUAUAUAGAGCUUAUAAGGUCACCGAUUUCGACCUGAUGGUGCUUUUUCAUCAUUUGUUUUCUUGUUGCACACACACACACACAGACACCGAAACCCACACAGUAAUAGUUUAAUGUUUUUCCCCAUUAUUUCUUUUUUGUGAAUGGCUCUGAGAGAGACGUAUGUUUAUUAUUUUUCUUUUUGCCAUAUUUGUUAUAAGAUCUGUAAUUAAAAUAAGCACAACUUUGAUUUGUUUUGUCCGCCGUGGAACCAAAAAAAAAACUUAUUUUAUAAUUGUCAACUUGUAAAAUCUUCGA
Molecule: messenger RNA, 1379 nt
Organism: Drosophila albomicans
Lineage: Eukaryota; Metazoa; Arthropoda; Insecta; Diptera; Drosophilidae
Gene: Tango11
Product: transport and Golgi organization protein 11
Exons: 2
Coding region: 242-1072 (276 amino acids)
Source: RefSeq, a predicted model, not a curated record